AUGGAGGCCCUUAAGAAAAAAUACGGAGUACACCACCGACUUUCUACUCCGUAUCACCCACAAAGCAACGAGCAGGCAGAAGUUUCCAGCCGGGAGAUAAAAAGUAUUCAGGAAAAAACAGUUAACCCGUUGAGGAAAGUUUGGAGCAGACGGUUGGAUGAUGCACUCUGGGCCUACCAGACUGCGUUUAAAACUCCCAUUGGAAUGUCGCCCUACAGGCUAGUUUUUGGCAAGAUGUGCUAUCUCCCGGUCGGUGUAGAACAUAAGGCGUACUGGGCAGUCAGGGAGAUGAAUAUGAAGCCCCAGACCUGUGAGGAGGAGAGGAAGCUCCAACUGCAAGAGCUGGAGGAAUUCAGGCUUGAGUCAUAA
Salvia splendens (bonfire salvia) is the source of this 369-nucleotide messenger RNA. RefSeq lists its product as uncharacterized. The transcript has a single exon. The record is from RefSeq and is a predicted model, not a curated record. Lineage: Eukaryota; Viridiplantae; Streptophyta; Magnoliopsida; Lamiales; Lamiaceae. Gene Ontology annotation, molecular function: nucleic acid binding. Gene Ontology annotation, biological process: DNA integration. The coding region runs from base 1 to 369 and encodes 122 amino acids.